CCUACACACAAAGGGAGCAUGCAUGGACGACUACUUGUACGCCUAUAGCGACCUCAGACCACCUUCGCCCAUCAAGGCUAGGUCGCCCUCACCCCCACUUGCACCGUGUAUCCCAAAAGUAGCAAAGUCACCGCCAAGAGCCGAUGUACGCAGACGACCACGGUCGCUACAAGGCAUUGAACUGCCUAGACCUAUAUUGCCGCGUGAUGCAACACAUUGGGAUGUGAAGGAGAUAGAGGAGGCUCAUCUCGACGAUGAACAAAUCUUUGAAGACUUGCAGGAUUUGCAAUUGAAGCAAAUCAAGGAGACGAGCUUGCUGCGACUGGUCUCCUGUCGAGCAGUGCUUGAUCAAGCAGAUAGGGUCUUAUCUGUCCUUGCUGGCAUCAAAGAUGGCUUUGAUGCAGUAGCUGAACAAACGCACACUCUACAAACACGAUGUAAUGAGCUACAAGCAGAGGAAGCGCGAAUGACUUCUCUUGCGGACGACAUCAAGGAAACGCUGCAGCCCUUUUCCUACCUCCCUACAGCUGUACGACUUUUGAAUGUUCCCGGAAGUGAUCUGGUGCUGCAACCAUCAUACAGGGAGCUCUUGAAUCGUGUCGAGACGUCACUAGAGUUCCUCGAACAACAUCCAGACUACAAGGAUGCCGAUGUCUUUACAAGAAGUUACAGACAGUGCAUGACUAAAGCACUAACACUGAUUCGUGUUCACUUCAAUACGGCACUUCGUCAAGUGACCGCAGAUGUGACGAGUAAGAUGUCCAAUGGUCUCAAUAAGAAUACUCAAGCUGCAUUACUUUACACGAAAUUCCGAAGUUUGUCGCCGUCCAUGGCUCCACUACUCAUGAGAUUGAGCCAAGCUUCGAAACAUCACACCGAGUACGAAUCGUUGCUCAAUGACUGUCUCUCUGCCUACUUUGCAACACGCAAGGCAUUACUUGCAAGCACCUUGGCAACCACGUUCAAGGACUUUGCACUCAUCAAGGAACUCGAUAGUUUUGCAACGUCUUCCGUGUCCUUUAUGCGCAGUCUCGUCGCUGAUGAGCAAGAACUCUUCAGAGCCUUCUUUCCCGAGGUAGACGGAGCUGCGUUUGCCAAUUUCCAAGCAACAUUGGGUCCAAGCUUUACAGAUGCCAUGGGUCCACGCAUCACAGCCGAAACGAGCUUGACGCGCCUUUGUGAGGUGUGCGCAAGUCUGCAAGCACAGUGCGUGCAAGAAGACAACACGCACGGGCUUGAUCUGAGUCCACUCUUUACCACAACCUUGCAGCAACUCGAGGCAAGAGUCGCAACCCUUGCGAGAGCAGCCAUUGCAUCGAAUAUCACAGGCUACGCUCCGACAGAGCAAGAUCUAGACUACCAUGGAAAGCUUGUUCGUCGUCAACGAACUCGACCGGCCUUGUCAAGAACUGGCAGUGUGGGUCAUUCUCUAGCACCGUCCAGCAGCAGUGUCUUUGAUGAUUCUGAAACAGUUCAAUCUGGUUUGCAAGGAAGCAGUGCAGACUGGUACAUCACUCUACGAACAAGUAUCGCUUUGCUAUCCAAAAUCUACAGGCUUGUGCAGAGCAGUCUCUUCGAUGCGCUGGCACAUGAGGUGGUGCGUGGUUGUUUGUCGAGUUUGUUGUCAGCAGCAAGUUCUAUUCGUCGCAAAAAUCUCGUCAAUGGUCAACUCUUCCUCAUCAAACACUUGCUCCUGCUGAGAGAGCAAAUGGCUGGUUUCGAAUUGGAGCACUUGCCAGAAGCGUCAGGCCUGGAGCAAGGACAAGGAAUCACGGCAACGCUCUGGGAUGCAGCAGCUAAAGGAGAUCUCUUUUCUCCCUCAGCACUCUACAGCCUCGCUUCAUCUGGUUUCUCGAGGCUCGCAGCCGGUGCUCUUUCGCGACCUGUUGAGAAUAUGCAAGACGCUCGACUCGAACUUGAAGAUCAGCUUCAACUCGCAGUCAAUCAGCUUGUUGCAUCGUGUGCGGAUGGGAUCACACAACCUCUACGCUCAUGUAUGGGUAAUAAGCAAACGAAGCCCGAAGCACUCGUUGAAGCGAAUCGUAAGUUCAGAGCAGGUUUGCCAGAUGCGUUUGCUUUGUUUAGGGAGGCACUACAAUUGUACUUGGAUGAUGAGCAAGAACCUGUUGCAGGUGUGUUGCUGGAGAUGGCGCAGGACAAGACACUUGAGACGUAUGAGCGUUUUGACUCGUAUUUGCGUAUGGGUAAGCUGCAUGAGACGCUGCCUGUGGACCAACAGGUUGCUAGUGUGCUUGAUACGGCUGCUUGGGUUCGCGAGAUCUCUGGCUGGGAGAAACCGACGUACUAGCUAAAGUACCUAGAUGAUGAAAUUGUUGAGCAAGGUGUGCAUUAUUACCCCUCGAGCUCUCGAAAUGGGCCGACACAGAGACAUUAUACAGCAGGCUUUCUGUGAUCUUUAAUCUAGUCACUCGUCCGGUGU
Protomyces lactucae-debilis is the source of this 2440-nucleotide messenger RNA. RefSeq names its product Sec34-like family-domain-containing protein. The record is from RefSeq and is a predicted model, not a curated record. The coding region runs from base 23 to 2308 and encodes 761 amino acids. NCBI's taxonomy places the organism in Eukaryota, Fungi, Ascomycota, Taphrinomycetes, Taphrinales, Protomycetaceae. Gene Ontology annotation, biological process: intracellular protein transport; intra-Golgi vesicle-mediated transport; Golgi organization. Gene Ontology annotation, cellular component: membrane; COG complex; cis-Golgi network. The transcript has a single exon.